Molecule: messenger RNA, 723 nt
Organism: Oppia nitens
Lineage: Eukaryota; Metazoa; Arthropoda; Arachnida; Sarcoptiformes; Oppiidae
Product: histone-lysine N-methyltransferase SETMAR-like
Exons: 2
Coding region: 1-723 (240 amino acids)
Molecular function (GO): nucleic acid binding
Source: RefSeq, a predicted model, not a curated record
AUGGGUCAAUCACGGGAAGUGACCACCGAUGAAAAUGUGGCCAGAAUUAGGGAACUGCUACAAGAAUAUCCGCGAAUAACGCUAUUACAGAUGGCUUAUAUACUGAAUAUCUUAAACGAGAGAGUACAUCAUAUUCUGCACAAUUAUAGCAACGCAAGACAUAUUUGUAUCAAAUGGGUACACCACUUGUUGUCGGCCGACCAAAUGGCUACUCGUGUUAAGAUCUGCCGGGAGAAUCUGAAGAUUUUUGAAAAUGGCGGCAAUCACUUUAUUUAUCGAUUAUUAUGGGUCAUAGAAGAUGAAGAGAUCCCGAAGUUGGCCAAACGUGAAGUGCAUGUAAAGAAGAUAAUCUACGCCAUAUUUUUUCGUUCGACUAGUAUUGUGAAAAUUUUCAAAUUGGGAAAUGGAUAUAAGGUUACCACCGACUGGUAUGUGAAAAAAUGGUUGUCUAAAGUCUUUGAAUCUAUCAAUGAGGAUCGCCCGAAGUCUGGACUAACUGGCAUUAUAAUGUAUCACGAUAAUGCCAAGUCUCACAAAACAUUGGUAACAACCCGAUAUCUCGAUGACAAUGGUGUUCAACUUUUAACACGCCCACCUUACAGUCCUGAUCUGUCUCCAGCUAAUUUUUGGCUUUUUAAAAAUCUCAAGAAACACCUAAGAGGAACGGUAUUUAAUAGCAAAAUUGAUAUUGACAACGCUUUUGAGUCAUUUUGGGAGACCUAA